Hansenula ciferrii is the source of this 543-nucleotide messenger RNA. Its product is annotated as RNA-binding protein. Gene Ontology annotation, cellular component: nucleus. The record is from RefSeq and is a predicted model, not a curated record. NCBI's taxonomy places the organism in Eukaryota, Fungi, Ascomycota, Saccharomycetes, Phaffomycetales, Wickerhamomycetaceae. The coding region runs from base 1 to 543 and encodes 180 amino acids. The transcript has a single exon. Gene Ontology annotation, molecular function: RNA binding.
AUGGGAGAUUUACCAUCAGCUGAAGCUAAACCAAUGGAAAAUGUUUUAUUUGUAUGUAAAUUAAAUCCAUUAACCAAAAGUGAUGAUUUAAAUAUUAUUUUUUCAAGAUUUGGUAAAAUUUUAUCAUGUGAAGUUAUUACAGAUAAACAAACUGGUGAUUCUUUACAAUAUGCGUUUAUUGAAUAUGAAUCAAAAAAAUCUUGUGAAGCUGCAUAUUUCAAAAUGGAUAAUACAUUGAUUGAUGAAAGAAGAAUCCAUGUUGAUUUUAGUCAAAGUGUUAGUAAAUUAGUGGAAAAUUGGAGACCAAAUAUAAGGAAUAGCUCCAAAAGACAUGGUAAAAGAGAUGAAUCCCCAACAAGAUCAUCAUCCCAUGAACUAGAUGUUAGAGAACGUGAUACGCUUAGAGCAAAAGAUAGUAAUAACUAUGAAUUUGACUUUGAUCUUGCGAGAAAUAGAAGAGAACAUGGCCACAAAUUAGGCUCUGAUUAUCUGAACUCAACAAGACAAUUAGAUCCUCAAAACAGAUAUCCAAAUACUAAUUAA